AUGGCCCAGGACGACAAGCCUGUCGCCGACAAGGGCAAGGCUCCUGCUGAGAAGCAGACCACCGAACUCCCCGGCGCAAAGGACCCGCAAGAGCAGUCCACCAAGGAUGGCAAGAAGCCCGUCGAUCUCCCUGCUGAUGAGUUGAGCGAGGAGGACCAGAAGCUCAAGGACGAGUUGGACAUGCUCGUCGAGAGGUUACUAGAGUCCGACAAGUCGCUGUACAAGCCCGCCCUCGAAGCCAUCAAGACGUCCAUCAAGACCGCCACAUCAUCCAUGACCGCCGUCCCGAAGCCUCUCAAGUUCCUCCGUCCCCACUACGAGAAGCUCGAACAAACAUACGAAUCAUGGCCCGCGGGCGACGACAAGAACUCGCUCGCCGACACCCUGUCCGUCUUGGGCAUGACUUAUGCUGACGAGGACCGCACCGACACACUCAAAUACCGCUUGCUAGCACCUUCAGGCGAUCUUGGCUCAUGGGGUCACGAGUACAUGCGCCAUCUGGCUCUCGAGAUAGGUUCCGAUUACCAGAAGCGCCUGAACGAGGAGCGCGAUGCCGACGAACUCGUCACCCUUUGUCUGGCUCUCGUCCCCUUCUUCCUUAAGCACAAUGCAGAGGCCGAUGCAGUCGACAUUUUGAGCGAGCUAGAGAUGAUCGAAGCCAUUGCCGAUCACGUCGACGACAACACUUAUGCCAGAGUCUGUCUGUACAUGGUCAGCAUGGUACCGCUCCUCACCUACCCCGAUAACGAUCGCUUCCUCCACACCGCACACGACAUCUACAGAAAACACAACCAGCUCCCUCACGCUCUCACUCUGGCCAUUCGUCUCAAUGACUUCGACCUGAUCAAGAGCGACUUCAGCUCCACCAAGGACAAGAACAUGCGUAGACAGCUCGCAUUCGUACUCGCUCGCCAAAAGAUCCCGCUUGAGCUUGAUGAUGACGAGAAGGAGGAGGAUCCUGAGCUGCAGGAGUGCUUGAACAACACCAGAAUGCCCGACCACUUCAAGGCUCUGGCCAAAGAGCUCAACAUUCUCGACCCCAAGGUUCCUGAGGAUAUCUACAAGUCGCAUCUCGAGUCGAGCAGAACUGCUGGCUUGACCAAUACCGACUCGGCGAGACACAACCUGGCCAGCGCUUUCGUCAACGCCUUUGUCAACGCCGGUUUCGGAACAGACAAGAUGAUGCUUGUCGAGGGUGGUAUCAAGUCAAGUUGGGUUUGGAAGACAAAGGACGAUGGCAUGCUUUCGACCGCUGCCUCUCUCGGUUCUCUCAUGCUCUGGGACGUCGAGAACGGUGUCGACAAGAUUGAUACAUACACAUACGUCCAGGAGGAUUCGAUCAAGGCUGGUGCUGCUCUGGCCACUGGUAUCGUCAACUCUGGCGUGCGUCUCGAGGCUGAUCCCGCCUUUGCUCUGCUCGGCGACAACCUCGACAGCUCAAAGUCAAAGUCGGUCAGAGUCGCCUCCUUGAUGGGUCUGGGUUUGGCUUACGCUGGCUCCAACCGUGAGGAUCUCCUCGAACUGCUCCUUCCCUUCGUUACCGACACUUCUCUUGACAUGCAAUUGUCUGCAAUGGCUGCCCUCUCUCUUGGUCUGGUCUUUGUCGGAUCCGCCCAGUCAGAUGUUAGCGAGGCCAUCAUCCAGACUUUCCUUGACGAUGACCGCAACAAGCAACUCAAGGACAAGUGGACCCGCUUCAUGGCUCUUGGUCUUGCCCUGCUCUACUUCGGCCAGCAAGAAGAGGUUGAUGUCAUUCUUGAGACUCUCAAGGCCAUUGACCACCCCAUGUCCAAGCCUACCUCCGUCCUUGCCGAGAUUUGCGCCUGGGCCGGCACCGGUGCUGUCUUGAAGCUGCAAGAGCUCCUCUACACCUGCAACGAGCACAUUGAGGAGGGUGACGAAGACAGAAAGGGCGAUGAGCUCGUCCAGACCUAUGCCGUCCUCGGUCUGUCGCUUGUUGCCAUGGGUGAGGAGGUCGGUCAGGAGAUGGUUCUUCGCCAGUUCGGUCACUUGAUGCACUACGGCGAGGCCAACAUCCGCAAGGCCGUUCCUCUUGCCAUGGGACUGAUCUCUCCCUCAAACCCUCAGAUGAAGGUUUACGACACUUUGUCGCGUUACACUCACGACAACGACCCUGAUGUCGCUGUCAACGCAAUCUUCGCCAUGGGUCUCCUCGGUGCUGGUACAAACAACGCUCGUCUGGCUCAAUUGCUCCGCCAACUCGCCUCGUACUACCACCGUGACCCCAACGCUCUGUUCAUGGUACGUAUCGCUCAAGGUAUGCUGCACAUGGGUAAGGGUACUCUUUCGCUCUCGCCCUUCCACACCGACCGCAGCGUCCUCUCAAGAGUAUCGGCUGCCGGUCUCCUCACCACCCUCGUCUCUCUUAUCGAUGCCAAGUCGUUUGUUCUCGGCGAUUCCCACUACCUCCUCUACUUCCUCGUCACGGCCAUUAACCCCAGAUUCCUCAUCACAUUGGACGAGGAUCUCAAGCCUCUGCAAGUCAACGUGCGUGUUGGUCAAGCAGUCGAUGUUGUUGGACAAGCUGGUCGUCCCAAGACCAUCACUGGCUGGCAGACACAGAGUACACCUGUUCUGUUGAGUUAUGGCGAGAGAGCCGAGCUCGAAGACGAGGAGUACAUCCCUGUGACGAAUGUCAUGGAGGGAUUGGUUAUUCUGAAAAAGAACCCUGAGUGGGAAGGUACACAAGCAUAG
Aureobasidium uvarum is the source of this 2715-nucleotide messenger RNA. The record is from the annotation of a GenBank genome assembly. Lineage: Eukaryota; Fungi; Ascomycota; Dothideomycetes; Dothideales; Saccotheciaceae.